GUUUUCUUGCUUGGCCGUUCGGCUUUGUUGUUUGGGGGCUUGGCGCCUGAAGCUCGCGUGCCCGCGCUCUGCACGUCUUUGGACUUCGCGCUGCUCUCUAUUGUACAACAUGUGCCAGCAGCGCCCGUCGGCGCUGCGACGCGAGGAGCGAGGCCACGCGGCGCUCGGCGAGGGCGGCGCCGCCUCGAACGCGGGCGCCGCCGCCGCCUCCAAGGAUCCACCUCGUCGGAAGUGGUCGUCCGGCGCCGAGUUUACGAUCGCCUGCAUCGGGUACGCGGUGGGACUGGGCAACUUUUGGAGGUUUCCGGCGCUCUGCUUCAACAAUGGUGGUGGCGCGUUCCUCGUGCCGUACACGCUAACCCUGCUGCUCAUUGGGAUGCCCAUUUUCCUGCUCGAGCUGGGGAUGGGGCAGAAGUUUCAGAUCGGAGGCGCCGAGCUGUGGAAGCGGGUCCACCCCUCCCUCGGCGGCCUCGGCGUCGCCUCCAUCACCGCCACGGCCAUCGUCGCUGUCUACUACAACGUCGUCGUCUGCUGGGCGCUCUGGUACUUCUUCCGCUCCUUUGCCUGGGACGGGGUGCUGCCGUGGGCCGAGUCUCGUGGCGGAGCCCUCCAGUUCUGGGAGGUGGACACGCUGCACUGCCGCCCCGCCCAGAACCUCUCCUCGGCCGCGCCAGAGACAUGCGCGUGGGGCGCGGGCACGACCUGGCCGCAGGAGCCAGGCAUCGCUCGGCCAGGCCCUCUACGGUGGCCGCUCGUCGGCUGCCUCGCCCUCGGCUGGGUGCUCGUCUAGUGUGAACGGCGUCUCUUCACACCUGCCGCUGUGAACAGGCUGCCUCGCCCUCGGCUGGGUGCUCGUCUGGCUCUGCGUCUGCAAGGGCGUCCACUCGGC
Messenger RNA from Emiliania huxleyi CCMP1516, 889 nucleotides. RefSeq lists its product as hypothetical. The record is from RefSeq and is a predicted model, not a curated record. NCBI's taxonomy places the organism in Eukaryota, Haptophyta, Isochrysidales, Noelaerhabdaceae. The coding region runs from base 110 to 790 and encodes 226 amino acids. Gene Ontology annotation, cellular component: membrane. The transcript is spliced from 4 exons. Gene Ontology annotation, biological process: sodium ion transmembrane transport.